AUGUCGCAUACAGGAUUAGUGCAUUACCUGGCUACAGUUAUUCUGUCGAAACGAUGGCGGCAUGUUUGGACGAUGCUGCCAAAACUCGUGUACACGGAUAGUGACUAUAGACGACGCCCUGGAAAGAAAGAAAACAUUUUGUGGUUUAUUGGCAAGUCACUGCAACUUCACAAGGCCCAUGUUUUAGAAAGUUUGGCUAUAGAACUCGGUCCAAGAUGUUCUGAUUAUGUUAAUGUCGGAAAGUGGGUUGAAAUUGCUGCUGAUCGCAGGAUACGCCGUCUAAAUCUUCGACUCAGCUGGUUGUCUGAGCCUAACAGGUUGCCUAAGAGGCUUUACAUAUGCAACACGUUUGUUGUUCUAACUAUUUUCAACAAGAUUUUCGUCGAUGUUCCUUCUCAGAAUAUCUUUCACAAAGAUGAAGAUGCUCUUGGUAGGCUUUUAUCAGCCUGUCCUGUUCUCAAGCAGUUGUAUGUGCGACUACGUCGCAAAGACAACCUGAUAAAUAUCAGUGUGGCAGUGCCUUCUUUAGAGACCUUUUAUUAUACUAACUUGGAAGAAAAAAAUAUAGUGGCAUCUUUGGUUAUAGAUUGUGCAAGUUUAAGAACAUUCUUCAUCCAGGAUGUUUCGGGAAGCUCUUGCACGAUUGAGAACAACAAGCGUCGCCUUGAUCACGCACUUAUCAGCGUUUUUCGUAACCUUGAUGACAAGUUUAGGACAUCUCUUUCCUCGGUUAAGAUUCUCUACUUUAUUUUGCACGCCGGUGCGGUUGAUUGUUGUAACACCAUUAACUUCUCCCGGCUUAAAGCGUGUAACUUAAAGCCAUGUGCCUUACAUUGGUUAGCACCACUCAUGUGUUUACUUGAAAAUUCUCCUAAUCUAGAAGUCCUUAUCAUCAACCAGAGAGAUCUAAAAGAUGAGGAUUCCCCACUUACGUUCAACCAACCAAGUUGUGUUCCAAAAUGUUUGUCAAACCAUCUCGAGAUCUUUGAGUUCGAAGUUUAUAGGGGAAGAAGCGGAGAGAAAGACGUGGUGAGAUACAUAUUUGCCAACUCCAAGCGUUUAAAAAGAGCUGGAAUCGCCAUUGAACCAUCCUGCGAUAGAAGGAAGAUGAUGAAAGAGGUGGAAUCUAUGUCAAGGGUUUCAAAAUCAUCUCAGCUUCUCUUCUCUACUACUCAAUUCAUUACUGAAAAUUCCCGUCCGGGUGAAUACGGUUACUGA
Thlaspi arvense is the source of this 1218-nucleotide messenger RNA. NCBI's taxonomy places the organism in Eukaryota, Viridiplantae, Streptophyta, Magnoliopsida, Brassicales, Brassicaceae. The record is from the annotation of a GenBank genome assembly.